CCCCACGACUUUGGAGGGAGCCUGAUACCACACGGCGGGGCUCGGUCACGAUUACCUGCAUUGGUUGGCAACCUCCAUGAGGGGGGUGUGUGUUCGUGUCUCUUCCUAGGACUCCACAGGAAUCACGUUCGUGUGUUUAAGCUGCAAUCAACACAGUUGUUAGGACGAUCGUCGCAGCCAUCAGGUGCUUGUGUUGUUUAUGAAGUGCUGGGCCAGUUGCUGGGCACCGGACAACAGAACGUUCUGUGAUACCGGAAAGGUCCUGUAUCUGCCCUGUCCAGCAAGGGAGCCACCAGCCUCCUGUGAGCCUCUACCGUGGGGACUGGAUCUCCCGCCUCCGGGAAGCGCCGGGCCUGCCAUCGAGGCAUCCGUCUUCCGUGCACUCACCUGCGGGGAAGUGUGGGCAGAUGAGCAGCCUCCCAAGCCCCGAGCCCAGCCCCCAAGUCCCAACCCCCGGGGGCUGCAUUUUGAACAAUUCCCCCAAGGUGACCCUGAAGCCGUGGUCCGUGGGCCACGUUCUGAGAACACUGCCCUAGUCCUCCCACCAGGGAGUGGCCGGGCUGGAGGGGACCCCUGCCUCAGCUCGUCCAGGCCCCGGUGGUAUAGACUUGUAGACAGAGGCCCAGACACCCGAGCGGGGCGACCCAUGGCAGCUGGCCACACGGUGCAGGCUGAAGUCGAGGAAAGAGCUCCAGACUCUCCUCUGCAUCCCACAGCCAGGACCGAGUGCCGAGACAGAAGGCGACCCCGGGGGAGUCGUGCGGACACUCCACUGCCCCUAAACGUCCAGGAGGUGACCCUUCCUGGCCCAGGUGACCCUGACCGGGGCCCAGAGGCCCUGCUCUGACAGACAGAUGCUACCUGGGAGACAGGGCCAGCGCGGACACAGGACUGUGGGACAGGGUGCCUCUCAGUAUGGUUCCUCUGCUCGCCCCUAAAAUGGCCCCUGGUGGCUGAAGGAAUAAACGACCUGGCACAAGGAAGGUUCUCCACUGUUUGUGGAAAGGGGGGAAGGGCAGGAGGAG
Acinonyx jubatus (cheetah) is the source of this 1025-nucleotide messenger RNA. RefSeq lists its product as uncharacterized. The coding region runs from base 200 to 847 and encodes 215 amino acids. The transcript is spliced from 3 exons. Lineage: Eukaryota; Metazoa; Chordata; Mammalia; Carnivora; Felidae. The record is from RefSeq and is a predicted model, not a curated record.